CCACACUGGAGGACACCUUUCACCAUGUCUAUGAUAACAGCUACGACUUGGGUGCCUCGUGGAUUUGCGGCGCCCUUUCCGAACAAAUAUGUAUUCGACGAAGAAGAAUACGAGCGCAUAGCAAAGCUUGCCGAACUGCAGAUAGAAGACGCAAAAGAGGACCUCGAAGAAGCCCAAAAAGCUGGGAACGAGGCCACGGAAAAAGAUGACACAAGUUCUAAGCCCUCAAAGUCUUCAGGUGCAAAGAAAGAACCUAAGUCGCACGAGGAGGCAGAUGACGACCUCAAGGAGUACGACCUCGAGCACUACGACGAUGAUGACCACAAGGAUCAAGAAGACGGCAUGGACACAAUGGCUAUGUUUGGCAAUGCCGGAAAUCUCAAAUCCUUGGUGUACCACGAAUCAAAUGAGGAAGACCCAUACAUCACAAUGCCAGGCCAAGAUGAUGAUGAAGAUGACGACCGAGAAGACUUACAAAUCCUUGCGACGGAUAACCUGGUUCUAGCCGCGAGGAUAGAAGAUGAGGUGGCUCAUCUGGAGGUCUACGUGUAUGAGGACGAGGCAGAUAAUCUAUACGUUCACCACGACAUAAUGCUCCCAGCAAUCCCGCUAGCUGUAGAAUGGGUGAAUAUACCAGUCGGCAAGCCGGAUGGCAGCAAAAAUGGUCAGGGCAAUACCGUUGCUAUCGGCACCAUGGAUCCAGACAUCGAGCUAUGGGAUCUUGACACAGUCGAUUGCAUGUACCCCAAUGCUGUUCUUGGACAAGGCGCUCAGGACGGGAACAAGGCUGACAACCCAAAAAAGAAGCGGAAGAAGAAGUCGAAGAAGGUGAACGAUGACUACCACGUAGACGCUGUGCUGUCACUAGCUGCAAACCGACACCAUCGCAAUCUGCUAGCUUCAGCGUCAGCAGAUAAGACGGUGAAGCUGUGGGAUCUCAACACUGCGAAGUGCGCAAAGUCAUACUCAUAUCACACUGACAAGGUCUGCUCGUUAGCAUGGCAUCCGAAAGAGUCUACGGUCCUACUGAGUGGCAGUUACGACAGGACGGUAGUGGCAGCGGAUAUGCGAGCUCCAGACGCAAAAGCACCACGAUGGGGGGUCGAAAGCGAUGUUGAGACCGUGAGGUGGGAUCCGCAUGAUCCGAACUUCUUCUAUGUUUCCACUGAAAACGGCGUUAUACACUACCACGACGCCCGGCUAGCUCCAACACAGCCAUCUAAAAGCAAACCAAUCUGGACAUUGCAGGCACACGACGAAUCAAUAUCAUCAUUUGAUAUCAACCCGAUCAUACCGGGUUUCUUGGCUACUGGAUCAACCGACAAGACAGUCAAGCUAUGGAAUAUUCAAGCCAGUGGACCAUCUAUGGUGGUUUCACGCAACUUGGACGUUGGUAAAGUCUUCUCGACGACUUUUGGACCCGACAAGGAGGUAGGUUUCAGGCUUGCUGUGGCUGGAAGUAAAGGCUCAGUGCAAAUUUGGGACACUUCGACCAACGCGGCUGUCCGUGCUGCAUUCGCGACAAAAAUCGCUCCGGCAAACGGAGAAGUGAAGGAGCGGCUGGUUGGACUUCAGGAAGAGGAUACUGAUUCGGAUUCGGAAGAGGGUGAAGACGAAGAAGAGGCUAGUGGGGAGGAAGCAGGAGCAGAGGGAUGGGAGUCAAUGGAAGAAUAAGUUCGUCGAGACUCGCAAGCUCGUUGUCAAAGAGCAGGCGUUGUCUUUCAGUCGACUAGGUCUCACUUCUUUGUAUCAGUAGGCUACAAUACCCUCGCCGUUGCGAAUAGCGACCAAAAUUAAAGCAGAACAUCGAGCCGCAUGCUGAACCUCAU
Mytilinidion resinicola is the source of this 1829-nucleotide messenger RNA. RefSeq names its product WD40 repeat-like protein. Gene Ontology annotation, molecular function: protein binding. The record is from RefSeq and is a predicted model, not a curated record. Gene Ontology annotation, biological process: rRNA processing. NCBI's taxonomy places the organism in Eukaryota, Fungi, Ascomycota, Dothideomycetes, Mytilinidiales, Mytilinidiaceae. The coding region runs from base 25 to 1674 and encodes 549 amino acids. Gene Ontology annotation, cellular component: nucleus. The transcript has 3 exons.